Geodia barretti is the source of this 1186-nucleotide messenger RNA. Lineage: Eukaryota; Metazoa; Porifera; Demospongiae; Tetractinellida; Geodiidae. The record is from the annotation of a GenBank genome assembly.
CUUCACCGUUUCCAAUGAAGCUUUCUCGAGAAUGACAAUCAAUCUCUUCUCCGUAGUUUUCUCGACGAGAGUCCGAGGGAUCUUCUUCGGCUUCCCCUCCUCUUCCUCUUCGUAGUCGUUCCUGACGCGUUUAGUCGAGCUCUCUUUGCCAGAAGACAUCUUUGACGACACGUGGGUGCGCUGCAAAUAGAAUUCGGGUGCGCAUCAGAUGGAGAGCGAGGUGCGAGUGAGAACCUUCUCGGAGGUUUUCGCAGGACAAAAAGUGGAAUUCUACAUAUUGUGCAUGAAGCGUAGCUUUCUACUAUGGGCAGGAGUUGAUGGUUCAUUUUCUACUCUUUCGGUCGCCAUGAACACUAGAUUUGAAUCUGAUCCUGUAAGUACCAACUUGCUUGGAGAUUCAAUAAAUGCUGCAUCCAGUAGCCUUUCAAAACGACUAGCCAAAAGAACUGGAUGUCAGUGUUUCGUCAGUCUCAACAUAAAGGACCCCACACUGUGCAAGUUGGCAGAAGAGCACAUCAUUAGACUGUACGAGAGGGACCCUCACUUGUUUUUCAUUCCAUAACACACAUGCAUUAUGAUAACCACUAAACACGGAUAAGGAGUUCUGUAUAUUGAGUGACUGAUAACAAAUCCUAUAACUUGGGAGAAUGGUACAGAGAAGCUAUAGCUGAUGGUAAACAAGCAGUUCAACAGUGUGCUCCAGACAGCCUCUGUCCGCUCACUGUGCUUUUCCUAUCAGAGACUCUGCAGCGUAGAUAGGAUAAAGAAAAGAGAUAGACUCAAUCGUGCAUGAAUGAUAGUAGUAUGGCCAUGGGAAAUGCCACUGGGUGGUUUACCAGCUGGUUCUGGCUUGCCGGCCUUCCAUCUCGUCAGUUUGAGAGUGCUCUCUUCCCGCAGUAGAGCAGCUGCACGAAGAUCAGGCUUCAGUGCCCUCCGCAGAAGUCGAGCACAGAUGGAAGAAUAUUGUAGGUAACUGCAGGUAAGGGAGAAGUUGCUAGUGCUGGUAAAACAAUCUUGAUGUGUAGAGAAAAGGGGUAGAAAAUGCAUCAUAAUUAUCAUGAAUUUUCCUUACUUGAGUCCGGCGUUUCUCCAGUAAGUUGUCAUGUCAGCUGUCUUCUCGCCGGCUUCGCAACGUGAUAAAAUGCCUAGAAAGUGAGACUUGCCCUGCCACUGAACUCCUCUCCAA